AAAGGAUUCGUGCUUGAUGCUACAGAUGGAAGAGGUAUCUUCAAUGCCACUAUUACUGUUGCUGACAUUGAUCAUCCUGUGACCUCUGACAAGGCUGGGGAUUACUGGAGAUUGCUAGUCCCUGGUACAUAUAAAGUUACAGCCUCUGCGAGAGGGUAUGUUCCUGUUACGAAAACCGUUAAUGUCACAGAAGGAGAUGCUAUAGUGACAAACUUCACACUUGCCCGCUCAGGUACAGAUAUGUCCAAGGAAGACAAAAGAAAAUUAUCUGUGGUAGAACCAGAAAAGCUAGACCCCAACACAAAGGAAUUUGAGACACUAAUCAAAGAUCUUUCUGCGGAAAAUGGUCUGGAAGGACUCUUGUUGUCAAGAUCAAGUGACAUAGAUCUGUAUCGAUAUAGGUCUUAUCAUGACCUUUCAGAAUCACUCCGUGGGCUAAAUCUUAAUUAUCCAAAUAUAACUAAACUUACAAGAUUGGGUCAGAGUGUUGAGUAUCGUUACAUUUGGUCUUUGGAGAUCUCCAAUAAACCAAAUGUGUCCGAGCCAGAGGAGCCAAAAAUCAGGUUUGUUGCUGGAGUCCAUGGCAACGCUCCAGUUGGCACAGAGUUGCUGUUGACGUUUGCAGAAUUUCUUUGCUUGAACUAUAAGAAGAACAGUGCAAUAACAAAGUUAAUUGACAGAACAAGAAUUGUUAUUGUGCCUCUUGUCAAUCCCGAUGGCAGAGAAAAAGCAACAGAGAAAGAGUGCAUCUCAAAAAUUGGACAAACCAAUGCUAAUGGCAAGGAUCUGGACAGUGAUUUCAUAAGUAACUCCUCUGGUCCUGUUGGUGAGAGGGAAAAAGAGACUAAUGUUAUUAUUGAUGGUUUAAUCUUGAAGCAAGAUUUCACCCUAUCUGUAGUUUUGGAUGGUGGCUCUCUUCUAGUUACUUAUCCUUAUGAUAACCCAGUGCACACAGUAGAGAACAAGGACACUCUGAAACAUUUGGCUUCUGUCUAUGCAAAUAACCAUCCUACAAUACAUCUGGGACAUCCAGGAUGCCCAAACAAGUCAGAUGAGAAUAUUCCUGGAGGAGUGAUUAGCGGAGCAGAAUGGAGGGGACAUCAAGGCAGCAUGAAGGAUUUCAGUGUUACUCAUGGUCAUUGUCCAGAAAUCACUGUGUACACUAGUUGCUGCUUGUUUCCUGGUGCUGGGCAGCUGAAGUCCCUCUGGACUGAGAACAAGAAAUCCCUUCUGGCCAUGCUAGUUGAGGUACAUAAAGGUGUGCAUGGUAUUGUAAAGGAUGAGAAGGGAAAACCUGUCCCUAAAGCCACGAUCAUCUUCAAUGAAGGAGUAAAAGUCUACACCAAAGAGGGAGGAUACUUCCAUGUUCUGCUUGCACCAGGUUACCAUAAUAUUAAUGCCAUUGCAGAGGGCUAUCAGCAGCAGCAGAAUACUCAGGUUCAUGUUCGACAUGAUGCAGCCAGCUCUGUUGAAAUAAUCUUUGUCAUGGAUAACCGUAUUUUUGGACUGCCCCGAGAGCUGGUUGUCACUAUUGCAGGGGCCACAAUGACAGCCUUGCUCCUUAUGGCCUGCAUUAUCUGGUGUGUGUGCUCCAUCAAGUCCAACAGACACAAGGACGGAUUCCAUCGACUGCGGCAGCAUAAUGAUGAUUAUGAAGAUGAGAUGCGCCUGAUGUCUGCAGGAUCCAAGAAAUCCCUACUAAGCAAUGAAUUCCAGGAUGAAACAGACACAGAGGAAGAGACAUUGUACACCAGCAAACAUUGA
Staurois parvus is the source of this 1764-nucleotide messenger RNA. The record is from the annotation of a GenBank genome assembly. NCBI's taxonomy places the organism in Eukaryota, Metazoa, Chordata, Amphibia, Anura, Ranidae.